This is a messenger RNA of Paramecium sonneborni, 523 nucleotides long. Lineage: Eukaryota; Ciliophora; Oligohymenophorea; Peniculida; Parameciidae. The record is from the annotation of a GenBank genome assembly.
AUGAUUGAAUAGAGAGACUACUAAAUAAAACAAUAAUACUAAGUUAACUAAUCUUCUACUUUAAAAAUUUAAAUUCCGUUUUAAUAAAUUGAAAAUCAAGAUAAAUAUAUCAUCAGAUUAAAAUAAUAGGAGCUUAAAUACAUUAAAUUAUUAGUAAUAAUUUUAUUUAUAUAAGGGUACUAUCUCAGAAUAUCUAUAAAAGAUAAUUGGAUAAAUUUAAUAAAAAUUAGACAGGUAUUUUAAUAAUAUUUAAUCAAGAAAAUAGAAGCAGUAAUAAGAAAAAGAGAAAAGUUCUGCUGAAUUUCUAACAAGAUAAAUCUAAUAGAUAACUGAUAUCUAAUAAUUUAAAUAUAAACAAAUCAGCAGAUUAGAAAAAGAAGUAGUAGUAUUUGAUUAUUUCGUCAGCUUUCUCAUUUUGAAUACUUUUAACAAACAAAUUGAAUUUCAAAAAUUAAACGCUUAGAAGAAGGCAGCCCUGUAAAAUUAACAUUUGAACAUUAUUUACAAAUUAACAAUAGGAUGA